AUGCCACGCCCACCAGAAUAUAUUCGUAUGCUCAAGAUUGGGUUUGACGCACUGUCCUCCCAUGGAGACGAACAAGAAGGAGAUCACUCACAUAUGGUCCGCAUCAUUUGCAAUCCAUAUGUCCAGGUUGGGGGAGAGCAUGUGGCUGCUCCCAUUGGCAUGCAUCCGUCCGUGAUUGAAGUGAUGCCCCCGUCAAAUUAUGGAUUGUUCCUGCAGGAAUACCGCCGCACAUUUUCUCACCCCGUCUUCCCUUGCAGAACGGCUCCAUGGUACGACGACAACCGCGGCCUGCCCCAUCUCAAAAUGUCCAACCCGGUCGAGGUCGACCAGCGCGAGCUCGUGCGCAUCUACCCUGCAGUCCGCCUCCCUAUCAUCUUUACUGCCCCAGUGGGCCACGCGAAGCCGUCCGCUAUUUCCAUCAGCUGCGGGGGGGUUGCAUGCAUGGAACAGCACCAGCCGUUCGUGCCCUUUGACGACAUCAUCCCCCUUCCCCCCCGCUACUACCCGAUGAAACGCGUUGUACAGAGUGGCAUUGACCCCGAUACCGAGGGCUGGCGCCUUGAGGGCCUCGUCGGGCUCUGGCUGGGCAUGCACGGACAGCAGGGAACGGAGUGCCUCUUCGUUUCAUGGCACACUGAUGAGGAAGAACUACGUGCGUGGAAAAUCACCGGAGACAUCAACGUCCCCCGCGGAGUGUGCAGCUGGAUACUGAGGACGCAUGUCGGCGUCACCUCCAGACACCCUGCUUUACUCGAGACAUGGAAUCGUUUAAACCUGUCGGUGGCGCGGGUGUACGUGGGCACGGGGAUUAUCAGCGAGCGUGGUUUUGCGAAGCCAACGUCUGUCGACCUCAUCAUUGGUGUCACUGGAGCGGACGAGAUCAAGAUCUGGUGGGAUCAGGUUAACGACAUCAGGACUUACAUUCGAUAUGUAGGACGCGAUCUCUGA
This is a messenger RNA of Sparassis crispa, 948 nucleotides long. RefSeq lists its product with no specific name. The record is from RefSeq and is a predicted model, not a curated record. The coding region runs from base 1 to 948 and encodes 315 amino acids. The transcript is spliced from 2 exons. Lineage: Eukaryota; Fungi; Basidiomycota; Agaricomycetes; Polyporales; Sparassidaceae.